Molecule: messenger RNA, 2724 nt
Organism: Monopterus albus (swamp eel)
Lineage: Eukaryota; Metazoa; Chordata; Actinopteri; Synbranchiformes; Synbranchidae
Gene: grhl2b
Product: grainyhead-like transcription factor 2b
Exons: 15
Coding region: 1-1824 (607 amino acids)
Biological process (GO): brain development; neural tube development; regulation of transcription by RNA polymerase II
Cellular component (GO): nucleus
Molecular function (GO): RNA polymerase II cis-regulatory region sequence-specific DNA binding; DNA-binding transcription activator activity, RNA polymerase II-specific
Source: RefSeq, a predicted model, not a curated record
AUGUCUGUCAGUAAGCGUCUGGUGGUGGUGGUUCCCAAUGAGAGCACCUUCCCUGCAGUGCGGCGGGCCUACACCAGUGAGGACGAGGCAUGGAGGUCGUACCUCGAGAACCCACUGACUGCUGCCACCAAGGCCAUGAUGAGCAUCAAUGGGGAUGAGGACAGCGCCAAUGCCCUGGGCCUGCUCUACGACUACUACAAGGUACCUAAAGAAAAAAGACACCUGCCAGUUCCCAAAGUUGUGGAAAUACCAGAGGAACAGGAGAAGAGGUCGCCGUUGCCUAGCAACCCCAGCAGCCAAAGCGAGGUGGAGACAGUGGACAACCAUGUUCAGGUCCUCAAAUCUGUCCCCGUCAACCUGUCACUGAACACAGAGCACCAGGAGAGCAAACGGGAGCAGUCCAGCAGCUCGACAGGGGCGGGGUCUAGGGACGGAGGCUCGCCAGCUGUGGCUGUGGUGAAGGCCGAGGUGUACGCCCCCGUCUACAUGACGGGCCCGGGGCAUCACUAUAGAGUGGAAGGAGAAGAGUCAGCGAGGGUGAUCUACGAACAGAGUCCAUAUGAGGUGACCACCGUCAGUCACAGCUCGUAUGCGAAAGAGGACCAGCAGAGUCCACCUGACAGCCCGUAUGAAGAAGAGCGAGAUGGGAGGUACCACACACCUUCUUCUCUAAAUACAGAUGACUUCUUAUUUCACCAGGAGGGAGUUGACAGCUUCCAGUACACGCUGGACGCCACUCGUUCUCUGCGUCAGAAGCAGGGCGAGGGACCAAUGACCUACUUGAACAAAGGCCAGUUUUACGCUGUGACGCUCAAUGAGCUCAGUGCCGACAAACGCCUCCGUCAUCCCAUCAGCAAAGUUCGGAGUGUGAUCAUGGUGGUGUUCAGUGAGGAUAAGAAUCGGGACGAGCAGCUUAAAUAUUGGAAGUACUGGCAUUCUCGACAGCACACGGCCAAACAGAGAGUCCUGGACAUUGCUGACUACAAGGAGAGCUUCAACACAAUUGGCAACAUUGAAGAAAUCGCCUACAAUGCCAUCUCCUUUACUUGGGAUGUGAAUGAAGAGGCCAAGAUCUUCAUCACAGUCAACUGUCUGAGCACAGACUUCUCCUCUCAGAAGGGGGUGAAGGGUCUUCCUCUGAUGAUCCAGAUCGACACAUACAGCUACAACAACCGCAGCAACAAGCCCCUGCACAGGGCCUAUUCACAGAUUAAGGUCUUCUGUGACAAGGGAGCAGAGAGGAAGAUAAGGGAUGAGGAGAGAAAACUCUUCCGCAAGAAGUCAAAAGGGAAGGAUGGAGGUGUCAGUGUGAUAAGUGUUCCCAAAAAAUCUGACACCACCUAUUUCAAGACCUUGACCGACUUGGAGGCCCAGCCCGUUCUUUUCAUUCCAGAUGUUCACUUUGGCAACCUGCAGAGGGCUGGGCAGGUAUUUACCUUAAACACAGAGGAAAUCGAGAGAGAAGGGAGUGUGCUGGUGAAGAGGAUGUUCAAGCCGUCAGAUGAAGAUCUGUGUCCAUCACCUCACAAACAGAUCAAAGCAGGGACGCACAAGAGAGUACUGUUGUAUGUAAGAAAAGAGACUGAUGAGGUGUUUGACGCUCUUAUGCUGAAGUCUCCCACGCUCAGAGGCCUGAUGGAUGCUAUAUCAGAGAAGUACGGCGUGCCCUCGGAGAGGAUAGCCAAAGUGUACAAGAAAAGUAGAAAAGGGAUCCUGGUGAACAUGGACAACAACAUCAUCGAGCAUUACUCCAACGAAGACACCUUCAUCCUCAACAUUGAGAGCUACGCAGACACUUACAAGAUCACGCUGACAGAGAUCUGACCGCUUGUCAGCUGACCUGAAAGACUGUGGGAUACGAUGAAAGAAAUGCUGUGACCGCUGGCUGGCUGAAAUCUACAGGGCUGCUACUAAUUGGCUGAUAAGCUGACUGACAUUGGAGACAGUCCAGCGAUGGUGUUGCUCCGAGACUGAGGUCAAUGUCGAUGCACCUGAUCCCUCUCCAACACUGUUACACUAUGAAGCAAAUCAUGGUUUCUCUGCAGGAAGAGGACAAUGAUACAAACAAAAAGAAGACAUUAUUCACAUGAACGGUCAUAUUGCAUAUUGUGUUUCAGAUCCAUGUCCUCCACUUUUACCGAAUAUUUUCAUUGUAUAAAAGAAUUUGUACAUUUAUUCUUAUUAUGUACAGUCUUGUGUUUUUGCCAAAUAAUACAUCAGGAAUAGUCAGAGAAUAAUUGUACUAUACUGUAGUUUGAAUUAGUUAGCAUCUUCUUUGCAUGCCAGCCAUUAUUUUUGUUAGUUAUUAUUUAUUAAUGUGUUUAAUUAUGAGGUUCUGCAUUUCUUUAACAUUUUAUCCAAGAAUUUCAAGUACUUUACAUUUCAGUGACCUUUCUCGUAGUCACCCUCUUCAAGAGUACUCACGAAGCUAUUAAAUGUCUUAUUUCUAUUUUUUUUUAGCCAUGUUUUAAUAUUUAUAUGAACAAAUAGCCAAAGUGUAUAUUUGUAUAAAUGCCAUGGUAAAGACAAAAAAAACAAAAAACAAAAAACAAUACUAUAAACAACAUCUGAGGGGUGAGAAAUGGCACUUGGUUACUGUGUAGGUCUCAUAUUUGGUGCGUCAUAAAUAAAGAUACAAACCUAAAGAUGUCAUUUUUGAUAAAACUAAAUUAUGAGUUUACAGUCAUGUGGCUCUGUGAGGCAAGGCACAGAUUUCAUUUUAAU